AUGGCUGGUGCAGCAACAAACGGGAUUGGUCACGACCGUGAGCUGGUCGAAUUCGACCCGUCCGAGCACCCUCACCGUCGAUACAACCCUCUGACUCGCAGCUGGGUUCUCUGCUCGCCACACCGCACCAAGCGACCGUGGCAAGGCCAGGAAGAAAAACCGCAGGGCACCUCGCUCCCGGCUUACGACGAGAAAUGCUACCUCUGUCCUGGUAACACUAGAGCGACGGGCGCCAAGAACGACAACUACACAUCCACCUUUUUCUUCGAGAACGAUUAUGCUGCGCUGAUGCCUCAGGCCGUUGCCCCGGAAAAGGGGCAGCAUCCUUUGCUUCAAUCACAGCCAGCUCGCGGGCGGUGCUACGUGAUCUGCUUCAACCCGCAGCACAACUUGACACUGGCACAGCUGAGCACCCCACCGUUUACCCCCGACCAGCACAUCGCACCCAUCAUCGAAGCAUGGCAGAAGAUCUACCGGCAAAUUCCGGACGAGAAUUCGUUUGUCAAGUACAUCCAGAUCUUUGAGAACAAGGGAUCGGCGAUGGGCUGCUCGAAUCCCCACCCGCACGGUCAGGUCUGGUCGCUCGACUACGUCCCCGAAGAGCCGAGCAAGGAGCUUGCUUCGCUAUACGAUUGGUCGCACGACCCGGUUAACCAGGACUCCAGCGUCAACCUUGGCGCCCUCGACGACCGCGGACGCCCCUCAAUGCUGCUCACGCUCGCGCGUCUCGAGCUGUCCACCCCCGGCCAGCCGCGUGUCAUUACGUCGAACGACCACUUUGUCGCCAUCGUCCCCUACUGGGCAGUGUGGCCAUUUGAAGUGUUGCUGCUUCCCUCGCAGCGCCAGAUCCGCCAUAUUCUCGAAAUGUCAAAGGCCGAAGUCGUAUCCUUGGCUCGCAUCUUGGCCGAGACGACGUGCAAGCUGGACAACCUGUUCAAAUGCUCGUUUCCGUACAGCAUGGGCGUGCAUCAAAAGCCGACGCAGAACAGCGUGGGGAAGGAGGACGACUACGCGCAAUUCCAUGUGCAUUUCUACCCGCCGCUGUUGCGCUCCGCUUCGGUGCGCAAAUUUUUGGUCGGCUUCGAGAUGAUGGCCGAGCCGCAGAGGGAUUUGACGGCCGAGCAGGCGGCAAAGCGCAUUCGUGAGUGCGAGGACACGCAUUACCUAGCGACGAUGGAGAAGGAGUAG
Messenger RNA from Sporisorium graminicola, 1188 nucleotides. RefSeq lists its product as uncharacterized. Gene Ontology annotation, biological process: beta-D-galactose catabolic process via UDP-galactose, Leloir pathway. NCBI's taxonomy places the organism in Eukaryota, Fungi, Basidiomycota, Ustilaginomycetes, Ustilaginales, Ustilaginaceae. The transcript has a single exon. Bases 1 to 1188 code for a protein of 395 amino acids. Gene Ontology annotation, molecular function: UDP-glucose:hexose-1-phosphate uridylyltransferase activity; zinc ion binding. Gene Ontology annotation, cellular component: cytoplasm. The record is from RefSeq and is a predicted model, not a curated record.